AUGUUGAGUAAUGUUCGUUUAGAAAGGAUUAACAUUCGAUGUUCGUUCGUUCAUUGGGGAAAUCUUCGCCCACAAACUCCCUACAAAUGUUCUGCACUUGGUGUUUCUGUACAAAAAGAAAAUAUUCAGAUAUUUUCUAUAUAUGGUUAUCAUUACUUUCGAAGAAGUAACAGUCAUGUUGAGAAACUUGAAUUUAAUCAUCAUCCAUGGUCGACUUAUUUGCCAAAUGGAUUUGGAAAGUUUUUCUCAAACUUAGUCGAUAUGGAAGUACAUCAUACGCCCUUAAAAGCUUUGAGAAGAAAGAACUUUGAGGAUAUGCUUAAGUUGAAGAGACUUUCUAUCGACGAAACAAAUCUGACAAGCAUCCAAGAAGAAACAUUUUAUGACCUUUUGAGUUUAGAAGAACUUUCCAUCACAAACAGUUUCUUGUCAAGUCUUCCAACGAAUAUUUUCUCAAUGCUUAAAAAUCUCCGUUUAUUUGAUGGGAAAUACAACAAGCUGACUGCUCUUGAAAGUCAAUUAUUUUCACGCAAUUUUCAAGUGGAAGUAAUUAACUUCAUUGGAAAUCAGUUGAGAGAAAUCCAUAUCAACUUUAGUCAGUUUAAAAAUAUUACAGAAAUUUAUUUUCUUGAUUGUCAUUGCCUGAACUCAUUUUUUGUCAAAGGUGGACCGAUAGUGACAUUGAAAGAUUUUCAAAAUCUUGUAAAGAAGAAAUGUGGAAUGAGCGAAAACGAUAUUGUAAAAAAAUCAUUGACGAAAGUUAUCAAAUGUUCAUUCACUUCAAAAUUAAUCGACGACUCAAAUUGCAUCAUUUAA
Molecule: messenger RNA, 816 nt
Organism: Clunio marinus
Lineage: Eukaryota; Metazoa; Arthropoda; Insecta; Diptera; Chironomidae
Source: the annotation of a GenBank genome assembly